AUGGAUUUCCAGUGCAAGACAUCUGAAGUUUUUGCAAUUAACUUGUACGAGUAUAUUGAGGCUGAUGAAUGCAUGAGUUCAUGUGGGGUCGAUAGAAAAUAUGUCGGGAUCUCAUCAGACGCCCUCCUCGACUCUCAGUACACUGCAAAGAUGUGUUCACCGCAGUGUUAUCAGAAUUGUCCCAACAUUGUCGAUCUUUAUUACAAUUGGGCUCUCGAAGAAGCUCUUGGCCCUAUUGCUACUGUUGCUGGUCCUAUGUCUGCUUCUGCUCCUUCUCCAUCUUCACCUGUAGAUUGUGCUCUAGCUCCAAUGUAA
Fraxinus pennsylvanica is the source of this 315-nucleotide messenger RNA. Lineage: Eukaryota; Viridiplantae; Streptophyta; Magnoliopsida; Lamiales; Oleaceae. The record is from the annotation of a GenBank genome assembly.